AUGAUCGCGAAUGGAGCAAGUAUCGCAUCUACCAACAAUGCGAGUGUUGGGGUUGAGGCUACAGCGGGAGUGAGUGCUGGUGGAGGGGGUCAAAGUGGUAUUGGAGGUGGAGGUGGAGGUGGAGGAAGAGGCCCUGGCAAAAGAACCAGGAAGGAACCAGUCGAUAAAUCAGAUGCAACAGCAUUUGCAGCUUCUGAGAUGAACAAGGUCAACAACACGCUUCAUGCAUUCGUCGGUGGCAAGCAAAGAUCGUGGAUGUGGAAUCACAAUGCUACUCCGACACCUGGCGGGGAACCCGUCCGAACUACAAUUCGAUCACAGAUAAACCCCAUCAAGAGAAGGACAACGCCACUGAACAGAAUGCCUUCACAAUCUACAACCGCAGGACGAAAUACUACUAAUAUCAUAACCAUUGACGACCAGAACCAAGGAAUACCACUACUCGCUACCGUCGGACCGGGAAAGUCGCCCCCGAGCUCCUUAUCCCCGGACUCGCGAGGUUUCGGUUUACCACCUACUCGAACACAGAGAUUACCUAGUGCAAAUAUGGAGGCAGUACUACCCUCACCGGCGCCUAGUGAUAGUCCAUCAGCUAUAGAUAGGCGGGAUGAAGAAGGGGAGGAGGGGGUAACAUCGGCAGCGGCUCAAGACACACCAAUCGGCUCACCAACCGAUAGGGUGUAUGACAGUGAGCAAGAUCAGAGGCAUGGAAGAGUAGAGGAUGGACAACAUGUGAUAGCUGUUGGUACCCGAAGAGAAACACAAACAGAGCUUUCGUCCAGCAUCACUGGGGAGAAGGAUAUACAAACGAUGAGUAACCCAGAAAAUCAUAGAUUACCCCGGGGGUCAUCAAAAAGGGUAUUCGAAACCACAGAAGAUCAUACCGAAAAUGCCAAACGACGGAAGCAAACAUCAAUGUUACCAAUCUCCGAGGGAAAUGCAGUUUUGCCACCGACUCAAAUCCCUCGGUCAGGCGAGCAAGGUUCAGGGACUGGUUUGAAUAGUCGUGUACAGAGUCCUGUGGUAGAUGGUCAACAAAUUUCACCUGUUUUUAACCAGCGAAGUUCCCAGUCUCCGAUUAUACCACCCAAUAGGACUCUAGUAAUCCCUUCAAAUGCAUCCUCCAUAGCGCCAUCGUCGCAAUCCUUCUCAGCGCCUCUGCAUUAUUCGACGUCACUUCCGCCCACAACCUCGUCGCCCUUGACUCAGCCUCCAAUGUUGGGUAUCCCUUUGCCGAACACUAUAUCAGAUCUCAAUUCGUGGAGCCCUUUGGCGUUGUCAUCGCAACUUCGAGCACAGGGCCCAACUUCCCCUCAGUUCCACUCGCAGCGCCCACAGCUACAGCAGCAGCAACAACUGCAACAACUGCAACAGCUGCAGCAGCACCAGCAGCAUCAAAAGCAGCUACAACUACAACUUCGGCGGGAGCAUCAGCAGCAACAAUUAAAACAGCAGCAGCAGCAACAACAAUUACAACAACAGCAGCAAUUACAACAGCAACAGCAGAUUCAAAGACCUCAGCAGGUACUACAACAGCAGCACCCAGCACAGGCCUCUCAAACGGCCUUAAGGGCUUUUCUUCCUCAAAUCAAUCAUUUCAUUCAAACAGAGGGUGGGGUUGGCCUACGACUAUUCAACGCCGUGGAAUGUUUUAGAUUCAAGGUUCUCCGUGAAGCAAUAAACAAAGAAGAUUGGUUUUUUGCUAUUAUGAGUCAGGUAUAUGCUCUGACAUCAAACGCCGAGGAUCAAAACACUUUAUUCAAAGAAACUGGGAUAUCUGCUUCGUUGCCCGGGUUCCAGGUGCUAAAUGAGCUUCUUGAAGACAAUCAACGGCUGUGCGGAAGAAACCUAACAUACCUUGCGGCAUUUCCGGUGCCAAUUGCGGAUGCAAAACAACGACUGACCUUCUUUCCGAGUUUCUUGGAGGAAGUCAGGAAUUUCCUGACAGAUGGAUAUAAGAUCGUAGGAAGAAUGAGGGACUGUUACUUCAAGGCAGGAAGAGUUCCGACUGAUGAGGACCUUGCACGGGAUUGGAAUACCAGGGCUCCAGUAUUCCGUUAUACAGUUGUUCGUCACCUCCAGCACCAAGUGAAAAAACUACUUCACGCCGCUCAAGUAAGCACAUUAGAGCACACAAAUGAGCAAGAGCACCGGCAAGCUUUGCAGGGCCAAAAUAUCCAGAUGCAACAACUGCAACGGAGCCAGCAACUACAGGAACAGCAGCGAUUGCAGCGAUUGCAAGUACAAACUGUGCAGCCACAGCAGCAGCAACAGCAACGACAACAAAACCCUGCGCCAAACUACCAACCACAACUGGCCAAUUUCCAACAUCGGCAGAUGGCAAUCAACCAUCAGUCUUCACCGCAAAUCUCUCCCGUUCCUAUUUACAACACUCCUCAGAGUAAUCCGCAGAUACCAGCGACCGGCGGAGCCAUUCAAUCGGAACAGACCAACGCUGCCAAUGUCGUAAGGGCUGAGAAUGGACAGCCGCAUGUUUCAGCGUUGCAGCGCAUCGCAACUCAAGGACAAAGACCAUCAAAUUCUAGCGUUAUUAGAGGCAAUGGUGCUUCUAUGCCCUUGAGCAUCGACACCCAAAGAGCUCAACAAUUAGCGAGAAGCCAACCUUUUCAAGUCGGCUCUGUCAAUAAUUCUCCACUGCCAACAUACACCCCAAGCUGGCUCACCAUGCCCAGCUCUCACAUGCAUUCCCCGAUAGUUACCCCAACAGCAAAUCAAACGCCUAGUGGGAUGGUCAAUCGCGUGCCGCCUAGCCCGGGAAUGCAGCAGCAAUAUAAUCAAUCACAGCUACAGGGACAGGGUCAGAGACGUGUAGCUUCAACACCAGCCCAGCAGGUUGCCGCCGCGCCGCAACAAACUAUAAACUCUCCAGCGCGCCGACAAAGCUACGUCCAAGGUCAUCCGCUAGAAUUCUCUGACAUGGCCGUACUCAAUUCUGCGCACAUGCGACAAGUUAACGAUACAAGUCUGACUACCCAGCCAAUACAACAAACAUUUCCCUCGCAGCGACCCGAGUUCAUGGCCCCAACCACCAUGGUAAAUUCGCUACCUAGCCCGCGUGGUGUUAUCCCAUUACCAACGCCGGUACGAGCCUACGCGCAGCUUCCUCAAAAUGCGCUCCAAUCCCAUCUCAUGAGUCCGAGAUUUGCUGAACCCCCUCGAGUGAACGGAAGCACACCACCACGUUCCAAGCUUUAUAUUAGCAUAAGCGAUUUUGCUUUUCCAGGGGUUGCGAUCAAUUUCAAAAAAUCAUGCCAGAAAGUCACAUUCAAUAUUACCGAGGAUACUGAAAAAAGACUUUCGAAAACUAGGCCAGGGACCAAACCAGGGGAUGGACUGACUCGACCAAUGGUUUCUCCAGGUUCACUCAUAUAUCGACUACGAUCUAUCAAAUGGACAAAAAACACUCCUCUGACUCCAGACCAGGAAUGGGUAUCACAAGAAACGGAUUGGCCAGUUAAUACCUUCAUUGAAGUGAAUGGUCAUCAUGUUGAAUUAAGGAGAAAACCGGCUUGGGGGAAGGAUUUACCGGCGGACAUUACAAGCUUCAUCAAAACUGGCGAUAACGAGAUGAAGAUCGUAGUUUUGACACCUCGAAAAACCGAUAAAAGUGUCAUGUAUGCCAUGGCAGUCGAGAUUCAUGAGUGUAAGCAUGAAGAUGAUAUUACCAGUUCUCUUUAUACCAUUCCUUCUACCGACGCAAAGACCCUUAUUACCAAACGUUUAAUCGGCCAAAGUGCAGACGGUGAUGAUCUUAUGGUUGUUGACAGCGACCACCUUUCCCUGGCUGUUACAUGUCCGUUGUCUUUCACGCUCAUGAACAGCCCAGUCCGGGGACGGUCCUGUACACACCUUGAAUGUUUCGACUUCAAAAACUUCCUGGAUAGUCGCCCGCGACGCAGAGAAUGGGAGCCACCGAAUUCCGAUGCUUGGAAAUGCCCUAUUUGCCGCGGGGAUGCACGGCCGGGAGAGCUGGUAAUUGAUGGAUUUUUAGCCGAAGUUUUAAAUGCGAUUAAGGGGGGCGACAUGGGAGUCCAGGACCCAAGAAACAUAGUUGUGAAGAAGGAUGGGAGUUGGGAAAUCAAGCAUGAAAAGGAAAACGCCGUUAACGAGAAGAGUGAGGACUCCUCAAAUGCCAGUGGCGGUAACAGUAAGAAGGAGGUCGAGGUGAUCUGCCUAGACGAUGACGAUGAAUAA
Molecule: messenger RNA, 4215 nt
Organism: Morchella importuna
Lineage: Eukaryota; Fungi; Ascomycota; Pezizomycetes; Pezizales; Morchellaceae
Exons: 3
Coding region: 1-4215 (1404 amino acids)
Biological process (GO): protein sumoylation
Molecular function (GO): zinc ion binding; SUMO ligase activity
Source: RefSeq, a predicted model, not a curated record